Molecule: messenger RNA, 2892 nt
Organism: Penicillium daleae
Lineage: Eukaryota; Fungi; Ascomycota; Eurotiomycetes; Eurotiales; Aspergillaceae
Exons: 1
Coding region: 1-2892 (963 amino acids)
Source: RefSeq, a predicted model, not a curated record
AUGCCUUCUUCGGUCUCUGGGUCUGCGGGCUCGACCCCGCCAAGAGGGUCGGCAAUUCCCCGGCCACAGGUGUCGCCUCCACGGCCACAGGCUCGCUCAGCGGGGAUGGCAGAGAGACCAUCUCGAAAUGAGAACCUUUCAGACCUUGUGCGCUUCUUUCAAAGCACUCAAAAUGCGCCUACACCGGGCCCUUCCUCCAUAAAAACACCUACCUCGCCGGAUAGCACUACAGCGUUGCCUGUCGUAACUGAAUCUAUGGAGCUAAAGGGAACCCAAUCAGGAAUGGCAAAGGAAGUGAAACCACUACAUCGCCGCCUUUUGCAAUUCACUCAACGUCAGAAAAAGGAUCCAUCAUCCAAAUCCAAGGUGGAUGAUAACCAGCGCCAGAUCGAGGCCCUCCAAAGGGAGGGUUACCUCCUUGCAGCUCCAAAGCCCAAAAGCAACCAUUCGGCCAAAACCAGCAUCAGUUCGAAAAACAGCCUGGAAAGGACAUUCUCCAAGUCCAAGAAGCAGGACGUCGAGACCAUCGGACAGCCAUGGCUGGAGAACGAUACCAAAAAAGGGCCUUUCGAUUUCAAACGCCGUCUUGCCUCCCUGGAUCUCAGCGAUUUUGGCUCCAUGGUCGAUGUGGCUGUGUCGCUGUCAACGCAGUUCGAUGAUGCCUCGCCCCCGCCAUAUCAACCACCAUCUUCGAGUGGUGUCGCGUCUCGGAGUGGUCAGAAUGGCGCCUCACAAUCGUCACCGGCACUCCCUCUGGCAAGCUCCUCUUCACAUUCCCGCUCAGACAGUGAUAGACCAACGUCUCCACCCACGUCCACAGCUGGGACCCAGGGAAGUAUCUCACAGGAUGACCAUGGUCGACAACCACCCUGUGCAAGCAAUUCAAACAUGCGUAUCGUGGGCCCCGAUACCAAGCCUUCAAGUCAAGGCCCCAGCGUCAAGCCUGUCAGUGAGACUACACCGGCAGCUUCCAGUUCAUCUGCAAUGAGUAACUUGAAGUCUGACCAGUCUGCUGAACCUGCUGAGCAGUCUACCCAGGCUUCAGACAAAUCUACUUCAAGCUCAUGUGGAAGUCCUUCUUCACAGCCCUCAUUGAAGCUCUUCCCUGAUGUCGCACCGCCACGCAUGUCCAGCAAGAAUGCAUGGAGAAUUUCGUCGGUGCCUCAAUACCAACGGCCGCCUAAUCCGCUGUCAGUGACUAGCACAGAGUCUCCUGGGACUUUAGAUGCCAGGUCCGCAAAAUUGAAACAAUUGGAUGUCGCUUCGAGAACCUCACGAGACGAAGGAGAGCGACACUGCUCUGGGGCUACCGCAACGUCUGCAGUCUCUACAGAGUCUGCUACCGCUGAAAUCAGCAAUUCAAAGGUUUCCACACAGUUCAAGACCAAGGCUCGACCGCCGUCGCUGGCUAUGGGAACCCUCCAGGCCUUCCCUCUUCCAGCACCUACGAGGCCUUUGCCAUCGAUCCCAGAACCUGCGCAUGCACCCCCGGCUGUUCCAGAUGCCAAAGCUCAUGCAACUGUUCGCACCGUUCGCUCUACUCUCAAGGUCCCAGACAUUCAACCCUCGCACCCUUCGCGUAUCGCGGAGGAUCCUUCUGAGCCGGGGCCAGACGAGACCAAACCCAGUGAUCCUCCUAUAGAUACCCGUCCAGCAACUGCACUUGGGUACGUAGGCGAGGCAGAUUUGGAAGCCGACCAUGACAGUGUCAAAUCCAUUCACACUCCCGAACGUCCUAAAUCAACAUCGCCGGAGCAGAACACGCCACGGAGACGUGCUUCAAGCAUCCGUAUUCCACGGAUGGAGGAUUUGCCAGAAAGUCCUGGUCACAAUGAACCUGAAGGCUCACCCUUAGCCGACUCUCCUCUUCUGGGACAAAUGACUCCAGCAAAGGUUCAUGAAAAGCGUGCUACGCGUCAACCAUUACGAAUUGAUCCUCGCGUGGAUCGCAACAACCUUCCCUUCGGAUUGCCUUCGCCACCACCUACUGCAGUACUUCCCUCUGAUCCCCCGACACAACCCCUUCCUGAACGUCCUCAUGGGAAUCGCAACUAUAGUGCUCCCAUACCCGCGACUGUGCAUUAUGCAAAGGGCAUGGACGCCCACUUCGCUGCAGGUCACCACAGGGCCUCUAUGAUCUCCCGAAGCAACAGCUCUCAUAGCAGUCUGCGCCAUGAGAGCAUUCCCGAGUCCUCUGAGCCGAGUCGCUGCGAGUCUCCACUCCCGUCCUCGGAUGAUGAGGGCUUUGGUCCCGGUACCGAGAGCACACGGUCUCAUCGCAUGGCCGAGAAGCAACCCAGACGUGCUCACCCGCUACGCCGAGGUUACGAAACACUGGAUACACGUUCCAGCCACGGCCACCUUCGCUAUCCUCACUCAGUCCGGUCUCAAACACCCCAUGGCCGCAGCAGUCGCACUCUGGAAAAGAGCCCUAUGUCUCCCCAGUCUACUUACUCCCAAUCUAUAAAUCGCUCUCAUGACUCACACAGCGCCCAGCGCACUCAACCAAACGCCACCCAGAUGGCUCACUACCUCGAAGACCGAGUCGCCAACCUCGAACGCCAAAACCAAAUCCUCCAGGCAGCUCUGCUCGCCGCCCUCAACGCCGGCGUCAAGAAUCCCUUCGAGGGUCUGGGUGACUCUGCUCUACCCCCUGGCUUUGCUCAUCCAGGUCAUGCAAGUACGUAUCAGAGUCGGUUCACACCGCGUCCGGAGAGCUGGGUUAGCUCUUCGCAUAGCAGUGAGAAUGGUGGCUUUGAGACACCCGGGUCGUAUCGUGAGGGUCGGCCUCAUGUGCGACAGUUGGAUGGCAUGAUUGAGGAUAUCGAGGGUGGGGGAUGGAUGUCGGAUAAGUCGAGUAUGAGCGGUGCCCGGAUGGCGAGAAAUCAUUGA